Messenger RNA from Toxorhynchites rutilus septentrionalis, 1621 nucleotides. Its product is annotated as facilitated trehalose transporter Tret1-2 homolog. NCBI's taxonomy places the organism in Eukaryota, Metazoa, Arthropoda, Insecta, Diptera, Culicidae. The transcript is spliced from 8 exons. Bases 32 to 1468 code for a protein of 478 amino acids. Gene Ontology annotation, biological process: transmembrane transport. Gene Ontology annotation, molecular function: transmembrane transporter activity. Gene Ontology annotation, cellular component: membrane. The record is from RefSeq and is a predicted model, not a curated record.
ACCACCGACCCGAGCGAAUACGGCAUUCAAAAUGUGCGAUUAUUUAGGACUUUCAAAAAGUGUUUCCUACCAAGUGCUCUCUACUUGCAUCAUUAACAUUAUAAAUCUUUCCCAUGGAGCAGCACUAGGAUGGGUUUCACCUUUUCUUCCGUUGCUUCAAUCGGACGAUUCCCCGCUAGAAACUGGUCCGAUUAGUGUUGAGCAAGGAUCAUGGAUUGGAUCAAUAUUAUGUUUGGGUGGACUAGCCGGAGCCGUUAUUUACGGCUAUCUUGCUGCUACACUUGGUGUGAAGAAAAGCAUUAUUUGCAUAAUAAUUCCAAACAUGGGAUUUUGGCUUAUCGUUCUGUUCGGAACAUCCGUUUACCAUUUGUAUAUUGCGAGAUUUCUGGAAGGAGCAGCCGGAUGCGGAGUAAUCGUUACAUUCCCGUUAUUUAUAGCUGACAUAUCUGAAAGCAGGAUUCGAGGAGUGCUCGGUUCAGUUUUAGCAUUGACUGGAAACUCAGGUAUUCUACUGAUGUACAUAAUAGGAGAUUGUCUGCCAUACAGGACCGUCCCUCUGGUGAUGAUGACUUUGCCGAUAGCGUUCUUGAUUGCAAUGAACUUCAUACCUGAAACGCCUCAAUCAUUGCUGAGGCAAAGAAAAAUAGAGGAUGCUCGCCGUUCGCUCAUGUUCUAUAGAGGAGUGAAACACCAUCCAGACAAUACUGCAGAAAUCAAGCUGGAAUUUGAACAAAUGAAAACGUUCAUCCUUGCAGCUAAAGUCGACAGUCACAGAAUCAGUUUGAAGGACUUUUCUUCUCCCGCUGCAAUAAGGGGCAUCUCGGUUGGAAUCUUCUUGAUGUUCCUGAAUCAAUUUUGUGGAGUUUUCGCGAUCCUAACCUACGCCGUCUCAAUCUUUAGUGAAUCCGGUUCCAAACUGGAUCCAGGGACAUCAGCUAUCAUAAUGGGUGCGAUUCAAAUCUUUGGAACAGUUGCGUCCUUCAUCUUUAUAGAUUUGGCAGGAAGAAAGAUUCUUCUGGUGGUAUCAACUUUAGGCACGGGACUUGGGUUAACAAGUUUGGGGAUGUUUGCUUGGUUGGUAUCGCACGGUUCUGAUCUAUCGAACUUCGAUUGGAUACCGAUUGUUAGUCUCUCGGCAACUGUGUUCAUGUUUUGUGUGGGACUUUGCAGUAUACCGUUUUUCGUGUUGCCAGAGAUGCUACCAGCAAAGAUAUGUAAUGCUGGGAACGCAAUCAGUAUGAUAGCGGUUUCAAUAUUCUCGUUCAUCACUGUCAAGUGGCUGAAAAUGAGUGGACAGACAAAUCACCACCAGGUUGAACGACUCGUUGAACCAAUGAAAGCGAAUGUAAACAUUGCUCGAGGUAUUUGUGGAAGCAGUUCAAAUAGAAUCCCGGUUACGGAAAAGUGGAAGGAAUUCACUGUGGAGCUUAAUGCACUGAGACCAUCAAUGCGUCUUAGUUCAGAAUGACAGAAAAUUUGGAUUGACAUGAGGUGAAAGGUAAAGAAAACACUAGCACACAACAAGCGAGAACUCAGGGACACAGGUGGUGGCCAAAUACAAUGAAGCUAUUGACGCCGCUGCAACAAAAAAAAAUUACAUGCAAAAAAAUUGUUUUGCUAA